Messenger RNA from Glycine soja, 2695 nucleotides. Its product is annotated as probable 1-deoxy-D-xylulose-5-phosphate synthase 2, chloroplastic. Gene Ontology annotation, molecular function: 1-deoxy-D-xylulose-5-phosphate synthase activity. The record is from RefSeq and is a predicted model, not a curated record. The transcript is spliced from 10 exons. The coding region runs from base 116 to 2302 and encodes 728 amino acids. Gene Ontology annotation, biological process: terpenoid biosynthetic process. NCBI's taxonomy places the organism in Eukaryota, Viridiplantae, Streptophyta, Magnoliopsida, Fabales, Fabaceae.
UGCAAGUCCGCACCUACAAGUGCUUCUUCUAAUUGUGCCCAAAUUUCUCUCCUCUUCUCACCACAUAACAACAUAACACAACUUCUUCCCAGUUCCCACAUUUUACCAACUUAAUAUGGCUUCCUUUGUUCUUGGGACUACUUUCCUUCCACUCUUUUAUUCUCAUGAUAAGUACAGCUGCUCCCCAAGUAUUUCAAAUAUAACCACCAAUCCACAAAGGAUGAACCAAGUGAUAGCUGCUGGAGGAGACAAUUUUUGUGAGGAGAUGAAUAGCACAAUGAUGAAGAAAAGCUACGAACCUAAUCAACAGUUGCGGAGAUCUCUAAACUUCUCAGGAGAGAAGCCAUCCACACCAGUAUUGGACACCAUUAACUACCCAAUACACAUGAAAAAUCUAUCCAUUCAGGAACUUGAGGAGCUAGCUGAUGAACUCCGUGAAGAGAUUGUUUAUACAUUGUCAAAGACUGGGGGGCAUUUAAGUUCAAGUUUAGGUGUGGCAGAGUUAACUGUGGCACUUCACCAUGUAUUCAACACUCCUCAAGACAAGAUCGUUUGGGACGUUGGUCAUCAGACCUAUGCUCAUAAGAUUUUAACGGGAAGAAGAUCCAAAAUGCACACAAUUCGACAAACUGGUGGACUUGCAGGAUUUCCCAAGAGAGAUGAGAGUCUUCACGAUGCCUUUGGUGUGGGUCACAGUUCUACUAGCAUUUCAGCUUCCUUAGGUAUGGCAGUUGCAAGAGACUUGAUUGGAAAGGAUAACCAUGUGAUUUCAGUGAUCGGCGACGGAGCCAUGACGGGUGGACAAGCGUACGAGGCAAUGAACAACGCUGGUUUUCUUGACACCAAUCUUAUUAUAAUCUUAAACGACAAUGAACAAGUUUCCCUUCCCACUGCAACCAUUGAUGGACCAGCUCCACCGGUUGGAGCUCUUAGUAGAGCCCUCGCCAGGCUAAAUACUAGUUCUAAGUUCCAUCAACUACGCGACCUCGCAAAGGGAAUCACGAAGCAAAUUGGAAGCCGAGCAUAUGAAUUUACAUCUAAAUUGGACUCCUACCUUAGAGGGAUGGUAGGUGGUGCUGGUGCAUGUUUAUUUGAAGAGCUUGGGUUAUUCUACAUUGGCCCAGUAGAUGGCCAUGACAUAGAAGACCUUGUGCACAUCCUGAAAAGUGUCAAGGGUAUGCCGACACUUGGACCUGUUCUCAUUCAUGUAAUCACUGAGAAAGGAAAAGGUUAUCAUCCAGCUGAAGUUGCUCCUGACAAGAUGCACGGUGUUGUGAAAUUUGAUCCUAAGUCAGGGAAGCAAUUGAAAUCCAAAGCUAGUACGCGGUCUUACACGCAGUAUUUUGCAGAAUCUUUGACAGCAGAAGCAGAAGUUGAUGAGAAAAUUGUUGCCAUCCAUGCUGCAAUGGGAGGGGGCACGGGGCUUAACUUGUUUCAAAAGCGCUUCCCCGAACGAUGUUUUGAUGUUGGGAUAGCAGAACAACAUGCUGUAACUUUUGCUGCAGGCCUAGCUGCUGAGGGCCUCAAACCCUUUUGCGCAAUUUACUCUUCCUUUCUACAAAGAGGUUAUGAUCAGGUAGCACAUGAUGUGGAUCUUCAAAAGCUUCCAGUUAGAUUUGCGUUAGACAGAGCUGGCUUAGUUGGUGCUGAUGGUCCAACUCACUGUGGAGCAUUUGACACAACAUUCAUGGCUUGUUUGCCAAACAUGGUGGUCAUGGCUCCAUCAGAUGAGACUGAAUUGAUGCACAUGAUAGCCACAGCUGCAGCCAUAGAUGAUAGGCCUAGUUGCUUUAGGUACCCAAGAGGGAAUGGCAUAGGUACCAUUCUUCCACCCAACAAUAAGGGCACGCCAUUGGAGGUCGGUAAAGGAAGGGUAUUAAAGGAGGGAAGUAGGGUUGCUCUUGUUGGUUAUGGAACAAUGGUCCAAAGUUGUAUGGAAGCAGCUAAGGUUCUUGAAGCUCAUGGCAUCUCAACAACUGUGGUUGAUGCAAGAUUUUGUAAGCCUCUAGAUGGAGAUUUGAUGAGGAGACUCGCUAGAGAGCAUGAGAUUCUUAUCACAGUUGAAGAGGGAUCCAUUGGAGGAUUUGGUUCUCAUGUUUCUCAUUUUCUAGGCUUGAAUGGUCUUCUAGAUGGUAAUCUCAAGUGGCGAGCCUUGACAUUGCCUGACAGAUAUAUAAACCAUGGGUCUCAGACAGAUCAAAUUCAAAUGGCAGGACUGAGUUCAAACCAUAUUGCAGUUACUGCUUUGUCAUUGACCAAUGUGCAUUGGGAUAGUCGUUUGCUUCUCAGCCUACAGAUAUGAAUCUUAACAGAAAUUGUGAGCUUGUGAUUCAAUUUUUAGGUGUCCCCUUAAUACAUGUACAUAAGUAGUAGUUAAAUCACAAAAAUUAUGGCAUUAAUUCAAUUAAAAUGCUGUGGUGUAAUUGUAAAAGUAGUUCUACAUCCUUUAUCACUGUGAGUUUUUGAUAACUAAACAGGUACUUAAGGAGGGAAGCAAAAAAGAAAAGUGAGGUGGGGGAACAAUAGUUGUUGCAAUUAAAAUAUGUUCUUUACAAUUGUGGAAACUUAUAAUAAGAAGUUUCAUUAAUUGAGAUAUCCACAGCAAGUUGUUAUGAGUGACUUAAGCAUCUUAAUGUUCUCACAGUGGUUAAGAGUUCUUCCAUUAUUCCAUAUUUCCAUAUCAAUUUGCUGAAUA